Messenger RNA from Aphis gossypii (cotton aphid), 618 nucleotides. RefSeq lists its product as uncharacterized. The coding region runs from base 1 to 618 and encodes 205 amino acids. Lineage: Eukaryota; Metazoa; Arthropoda; Insecta; Hemiptera; Aphididae. The transcript has a single exon. The record is from RefSeq and is a predicted model, not a curated record.
AUGUCGGAUUUGAGUUCGUUACAUUUCACUAGCGUCGUGGGAGGAGACAUGAACACCGAGACGGUUGAGGCCUUGGUGAAAAAAGUCAAAGUACAACUAACGCGAGUGCUGUGGAAAAUACCUGUUAUUAAAUUCGAUGAUCGGGAGAGAUUAAAAUUAUUGAAAAUCGUCGAUAGCAAAAGAAAUAUAAAUUGCGCUUUUAGAAAUUGGGAGCUUUGCGAGUAUUCAAAUCUGCCGCAGACGAACAAACACUCUUGGAUGGUGAAAACAUGUUCGCAAGUAGAAAAACCUAAGUGUAUAAUAAUCGCUUUUCUCACGAAUUCACCCGGCAUCGUAUCAGACGGCUAUAACGUUGAUUACGAUACGUGCUCGUUGACGAACGUUAAAGGAUAUAUUAAUUCGGUCGAAUACCCGUACGAAGAUUUCAACGAAAGUUUCGAUAAAAAUCUGUUCACUAUGUUCUAUCAAAAUUAUGCAGAUUUUCAAAAACAUUAUUACGAACGAUUUAACGCUCAACCGUGCCUGACGAGAGAAAAAUAUAAAGAGUUGGGUCCAUUUAUCUGCAUAGAUUGUUCGCGUCAAAAUGAUGAGACAGUAACCCGGAGUAGUAUGAAAUAG